Molecule: messenger RNA, 546 nt
Organism: Vicia faba (fava bean)
Lineage: Eukaryota; Viridiplantae; Streptophyta; Magnoliopsida; Fabales; Fabaceae
Source: the annotation of a GenBank genome assembly
AUGGGAUUGUCUUUCACGAAGCUGUUCAGCCGGCUGUUUGCCAAGAAAGAGAUGCGUAUACUUAUGGUAGGUCUCGAUGCGGCUGGUAAGACCACCAUUCUUUAUAAGCUCAAGCUUGGAGAGAUCGUCACCACCAUUCCUACAAUCGGGUUCAAUGUGGAAACAGUUGAAUAUAAGAAUAUCAGCUUCACUGUCUGGGAUGUCGGGGGUCAGGACAAGAUCCGUCCUCUGUGGAGACAUUACUUCCAAAAUACACAAGGCCUUAUUUUUGUGGUUGAUAGCAACGACAGGGAUCGUGUUGUUGAAGCUAGAGAUGAGCUGCAUAGGAUGUUGAAUGAGGAUGAAUUGAGAGAUGCCGUGCUUCUAGUUUUUGCAAACAAGCAAGAUCUUCCAAAUGCUAUGAAUGCUGCUGAGAUAACUGAUAAGCUUGGUCUUCAUUCUCUUCGUCAGCGUCACUGGUACAUCCAGAGCACAUGUGCCACAUCUGGUGAAGGACUUUAUGAAGGACUUGACUGGCUCUCAAACAACAUUGCAAACAAGGCAUAG